Gymnodraco acuticeps is the source of this 16545-nucleotide messenger RNA. It is a transcript of the gene mdn1, whose product is annotated as midasin AAA ATPase 1. The record is from RefSeq and is a predicted model, not a curated record. Gene Ontology annotation, biological process: rRNA processing; ribosomal large subunit assembly. NCBI's taxonomy places the organism in Eukaryota, Metazoa, Chordata, Actinopteri, Perciformes, Bathydraconidae. Gene Ontology annotation, cellular component: nucleus; preribosome, large subunit precursor. Gene Ontology annotation, molecular function: ATP binding; ATP hydrolysis activity.
UGACCCGGAAGGAAUUGCGCUUCACUCACAUGUGGACAGGAUUUAACACCAGUGACGGGAACGUGCAUGUGUUGUGAAACAGCCCGAGACAGACGUAAUUAUCACACAGUUAGUUUUAAUAAGAGUAAAUCAAUAUACCUAUAAUCAUAGACCGCGCGAGCUUGUUUCCGUAGCAGAGCGACCCUCACGAGGCGACAAAUGAUACGAUGGAGAAUUUAGAACUGAGCCUGCCAUCACUGGGUACCAUAUCCAGACAUGUUGACAAAAGUCACAACGAACUGUCCCAAUAUCUAUCAAAACAGAUAUGGAGCCAGCAGGACAGGCAGUGUAUUCUGGACUGUGUGUCUCAGCUGCUGCUGGAGAAGGACUAUACUUUACUGAUUGCUCGACAUCUGAGGCCCCUGGUGUUGGACCUUUUGGAGCGAAACGCAGAGAGGGUCAAAGCUGGGGGCCGGAUCAACCAUGACCUCCACGAGCGCCUGUGUGUGGCCCUCAGCAAACUGCUCGGCAUCAGUCCUGAUGCUCAGGCGUUUGCUGCCAGGUACUUCAACAAUGCCCCCCCAGUGUUUCAGAGGCUCUUCUUCACCAGUGAAGAGGCGUCGGCUGUUCAGUACGGCCCGCGGAGGAUGAAGCUGCGGGACCUCAUGGGGGCCACCUUGCGCUUCCUCCAGAGUGACUGUGCCAAGUUCCGGAUGCUGUGGGACUGGAGCCCUUGUGUGUCCCAGCUGCUCACCAGUGAUGUCAUGGUGCGAGGGUACACAGCCCAGUGUUUAGCGCUGGUCUCUCAUAUGACUGAUAAUCAGAAAACCAUCUUCCAGAGGAAAGUGCUGACCAGUGAUGAGAUCCUGCACAUGAAACUCAAAUCUUUGGAAGAAAGCCAGCAGCUGGAGGUAGAGAAAGCUCUGGUGUUAGCCAAUCAGGGCUCAGUGGUGUGGCGCCAGGAGAAAGCCAAUAAGUUCACCAGAGGCCAGGUGGUGUCAGAGGACCUCUCCCAGAACGUGGUGGCAGUUUGCGGCGUCAUCCUUCCCAGGAUAGCUCCUCGACUGCCCGAACAGAGCAACCAAAAGGAUCUGGUGCUGGUGGACUCAACGUGCCGGAAUCUGAGGAGACUGGCUCUGGCCGUGGCUUCCCAGAAGCCUGUGCUGCUCGAAGGUCCCAUUGGCUGUGGAAAAACUGCCCUGGUGGAGUUCAUGGCUGCCGUCACAGGACACACAAAAGCUACAGACAUCCUGAAGGUGCAGCUCGGGGAUCAGACCGACAGCAAGAUGCUGCUGGGGAUGUACCGCUGCACUGAUAUCCCGGGGAAGUUUGUGUGGCAGCCCGGGACGCUGACUCAGGCUGUCUCUAAAGGCCAGUGGAUCCUCCUGGAGGACAUCGACCACGCGCCUCUGGAUGUGAUCUCCGUGCUCCUGCCUCUGAUGGAGAAUAAGAAGCUGAUGAUUCCUGGACGGGAGGACUGCAUCGACGUCGCUCCUGGGUUUCUGUUCUUUGCAACAAGAAGGAUGUACUACAGCGGGGGCAGUUGGCACAAACCACAGAACUCUCACGCUGCGCUGCUGGACAAAUACUGGACCAAGCUGCAGAUGGGGAACAUGCCCAGAGAAGAGCUGAAGAAGGUUCUGGUGGGCCGGUACCCUCAGCUGACCGUGGUGUCUGAUCGGCUGCUGGACAUCUACUGCCAGCUGACCGGGGAGAGACACAGGGACAGCAGCAGCCUGCAGACCCCAGAGGACAGCCCGCAGCAUAGCGAGGACCGGAGCACGCUGGAGGGGAGGGCCCUAUCCCUGAGGGACCUGCUGAAGUGGUGUGAGCGGAUCAGUGUUAACUUCGACAGCACCUCUUCAGCCACAGCACAGAACGUCUUCCAGGAGGCUCUGGACUGCUUCACUGCCAUGCUGUCCCGUCCUGAAGGCCGCCUGCGAAUGGCCGAGAUCAUUGGAAGCAAGCUGAACAUCUCCAAAGAGAAGGCCCAGCACUUCUGCCAGAUGUACCAGCCGGGCAUCUCUGUGAGCGAGGUGGGGGUGUCAGUGGGGAGAGUGACUCUGUGUCGGAAGCAGACGGAAGCGGUGCAGCUCAGUGUGGACAGCCAGACGUUUGCUGCCACGCGGCCCUCUGCCGUGCUGCUGGAGCAGUUAGCAGUGUGUGUGGCUAAAGGGGAGCCGGUGCUGCUGGUGGGGGAGACGGGGACAGGGAAGACUUCCACUGUGCAGCACCUGACCAGAGUCACAGGACACAGGCUGCGGGUGGUGAACAUGAACCAGCAAAGUGACACUGCUGACCUGCUCGGAGGGUACAAGCCAGUAGACCACAAGCAGAUCCUGCUCCCUCUGCGUGAGGCCUUCGAGGACCUGUUCUCGCAGACGUACUCCAGGAAGCAGAACCUGAGCUUCCUGGGCCACGUGCAGACCUGCUUCAGAGGGAAGCGCUGGCAGGACCUGCUCAAACUCAUGGACCACGUCUGCAAGUCUGCCGUCACCGAGGAGCUGCAGAAGAAGCCCAAUGCCGCUCAGCUGCAGGAGCAGUGGGAGGCUCUGGCUGCUAAGCUGAACCAGACCCAGCAGCAGAUCCGAGCCUGCGAGGCGGCCAUGGUGUUUGCAUUUGUGGAGGGGACGCUGGCUCAGGCGGUGAAGAAGGGCCACUGGAUCCUGCUGGAUGAGAUCAACCUGGCAGCAGCUGAGACUCUGGAGUGUCUGAGCGGGCUGCUGGAGGGCAGCGCCGGCUCCCUGGUGCUGCUGGACCGAGGAGACACCGAGCCCCUGGUCCGGCACCCAGACUUCCGGCUCUUCGCCUGCAUGAACCCAGCCACUGACGUGGGGAAGAGGAACCUCCCUCUGGGCCUCAGGAACAGGUUCACUGAGCUGUAUGUGGAGGAGCUGGAGAAUGAGGGCGACCUGCGGAUUCUGGUUUCAGACUACCUGAAGGGUUUGAAUCCACACCGGAACAUCAUCAGCGGCAUCAUAAGUUUUUACCUGGCAGUGCGAAAGGAGGCCCACUCCCACCUGGUGGACGGGACGGGCCACAGACCCCACUACAGCCUGAGGACCCUGUGCAGGGCGCUGAAGUACGUGGCAGCAAACCCCUGCUGCAGCGUGCAGCGCUCACUCUAUGAGAUUGUUUUGUGUAACUGUGAUAUGACAUUCAUGGGUCCCUUCAUCGACAGCAUCGCCGGGGUCCCAGAGGAGUUUCGCCAUGUGGUGUGGACCCUCGGCAUGAGGAGACUAGCUGUGCUGGUGGGACGGGCGCUGAGAUUCGGAGAGUCUGUCCUGCUGGUGGGAGACACCGGAUGUGGAAAGACAACUAUCUGCCAGCUGUUUGCUGCUCUGUCUGCACAGAAGUUCUUCUCUGUCAACUGUCACCUCCACAUGGAGACAUCGGACUUCCUGGGAGGCCUGCGACCCGUCAGACAUCAGACUGAUGGGGAGGACUGCAGGCUGUUCCAGUGGAAUGAUGGGCCCCUGGUGCUGGCCAUGAAGGAGGGGGGGGUGUUCCUCAUGGAUGAGAUCUCCCUGGCAGAUGACUCAGUGCUGGAGAGACUCAACAGUGUCUUAGAGACAGAGAAGUCCCUGGUGCUGGCGGAGAAGGGCAGCGGAGACAAUGACGACGUGGAGCUGAUCAGAGCAGCUGCAGCUUUCCGUCUGGUGGCCACCAUGAAUCCUGGAGGAGACUUUGGCAAGAAGGAGCUCUCUCCUGCCCUAAGGAACCGUUUCACAGAGAUAUGGUGUCCUCAGAGCAACAGCCGCAGUGACCUGGUUCAGAUCAUCCAGCACAACCUGCGCUCAGGCCUCUCCAUCGACGGCGGCGAUAUCGCGGAGCUGAUGCUGGACUUCAUCGAGUGGCUGACUCAGCAGGACUUCGGCCGGCGCUGCAUCCUGAGUGUCAGAGACAUCCUGUCCUGGGUGUACUUCCUGAACGUUGUGUGUGAGCGGGACGAGGACGGCUUCAUGACCAUGGGAGCCCUGGAAGAGGAAGAGGAGGCAGAGUGGGACCUCAGACUGGACACCGUGACCGCCUUCAUCCACGCAGCAUGUCUGGUGUACAUCGACGGCAUUGGCUCUGGAACCACGGUGUCCUCUGCAGACAACGCCUUCCAGGCUCGCCGACUGUGCCUGGGCUUCCUGCAGCAGCGGCUGAGCAGCAUGACCAAACUGGACCAGGAAGUGCUGGACGCCCUGAGGGUGUAUGACAGCGGCCUGCCGCGGCAACCCCAGUGGGGGGAAGACUUCUUUGGCAUCGACCCCUUCUACAUUGCUUUAGGCCCUCAGACGGAGAGCCGGGACCUGCCGGACUACGCCAUGGCAGCUGGCACCACGGCGGUGAACGCUCAGAGGCUCCUGCGGGCUCUGAAGCUGCAGAGGCCCGUGCUGCUGGAGGGCUCCCCCGGCGUGGGGAAGACCAGCCUGGUGGCAGCGCUGGCUAAAGCCUCAGGGAACCAUCUGGUCAGAAUCAACCUGUCGGAGCAGACGGAUGUUACGGAUUUGUUUGGGACAGAUCUCCCUGUGGAGGGAGGAAAGGGGGGAGAGUUUGCGUGGCGCGAUGGCCCCCUGCUGGCUGCUCUGAAGGCUGGACACUGGGUGGUCCUGGACGAGCUGAACCUGGCCUCCCAGUCGGUGUUGGAGGGUCUGAACGCCUGCUUCGACCACCGAGCAGAGAUCUACAUCCCUGAGCUGGGCAUGAGCUUCCAGGUUCAGCCGGAGAAGACCAAGAUCUUCGGCUGCCAGAACCCCUUCACUCAGGGGGGGGGGCGGAAGGGGCUGCCCAAGUCCUUCCUCAACAGAUUCACCCAGGUGUUUGUGGACCAACUCACAAGCAAAGACAUGGAGUUCAUCGGAGACUCCAUCUUCACCAGCAUCGAUAAGGAGAUCAUAGCUAAGAUGGUGGAGUUCAGUAACAGGCUGGUCCAGGAGGUGUGUGUGGAGCGGCGCUGGGGUCAGAAGGGAAGUCCCUGGGAGUUCAACCUGCGCGACUUGUUCCGCUGGUGUGAGCUGAUGCAGGCUGACCAGUCUCCAGGGUUCUUCAACCCCGGGCAGCAUGUAGCCCUGGUGUUUGCUGACAGGAUGAGAACGGAGGCUGACAAGGCUCAGGUUCUGUCGGUGUUCAGGAAGGUGUUCGGGGAGGACUCUGAGCCGUACAGCGGCUCCCGGCAGUUCCACAUCACUCCUCUCAACCUGCAGGUGGGCUUCUCCGUCCUGCAGCGCAUCGGUGGGGCCCCUGUGGCCCUGGAUCCCCCCCUGUCCAUCACACACCAGGUGCUGCGGCCCCUGGAGUCCCUGAUGAAGUGUGUGGAGAUGGGCUGGAUGACCAUACUGGUGGGCCCCACAGCCAGCGGGAAGACCAGCCUGGCCCGCCUGCUGGCUCUGCUGACGGGACACCGCCUCAGGGUGCUGGCCAUGAACAGCGCCAUGGACACCACGGAGCUGCUGGGGGGGUUCGAACAGGUUGAUAUCAUGCGGCCAUGGCAACAAGUUCUGGAGAGCGUGGACUACAUAGUUGCUAAUGUGAUAAGGCGUGGCCUGAUGUCGCUGGAUGUGGGAAUCCAGGACACGGAGUUCCUGCUGCAGACCUGGGGUCUGUUCUGCCACUGGCUGAAGGAGGAGAGGCAGCAGAGGACGGGGGGGACCAUCAACUCAGAGGCUCUGAACAAGCUGGAGGUCAUCAUCCUGCUGCUGCAGAAACUCAACACAAAGCUCAAAGUGUUCACUGACAUGUCCAAACUGCAGCUGGACUUCACGCUGCUGAAGGAGCGCCUGGCUCAGCUGGAGGACGGCUGGACCAACGGAGGCUUCGAGUGGCUGGACGGGAUGCUGGUCCAGGCCCUUCAGGCCGGGGACUGGCUGCUCAUGGACAACGUCAACUUCUGCAGUGCCUCCGUCCUGGAUCGCCUCAAUGCUCUGCUGGAGCCCGGUGGAUCUCUCACCAUCAACGAACGAGGCGUCAUAGACGGGAAGACCCCCAAAAUCACACCUCAUCCUAACUUCAGGUUGUUCCUCACCAUGGAUCCUGUUCAUGGGGAGCUCUCCAGAGCCAUGAGGAACAGAGGGGUGGAGAUAUACAUCCCAGGGGAACAUGAGGGGGUCUGCUGGGACACACUGGACCUGAAGACCCUGCUUCACACUGCGGGGGUGACCGGGGACUGUGUGUGUGAUCUGCUAAUAGGAAUACAUAAAAGUAUCAAAACUGCCAUUUGGGAUUCCCCGGCCUCCUCAGUGGCCUCCCUCCUCCAUGCGGCCUCCCUGCUGUCCUGCCAGCUGCAGAGAGGCGUGGAUCUACCCAGCGCCCUGCAGCAUGCCUGUGGAGAGGCCUACUCUCAGUGCCAGCGCACCAACACCAACCAAAAGCAAGCCCAGCUGCUGAUAGAGCAGCAGCUGGCCAUCCUGGACACGGAGGACUGGGGGAGUGGGCUGCUGUGUGCGGGGGUCUGGCCCGACGGCUUCCCCUCCGCCCUCCUCUCCACCGAGGACUCCUGCUUCUCCGCUGUCCUCCGAGACGGACAGGUCCUCUCAUUCUGCCUGAACACCCUCAGCCUGCAGGGCAAACGGAGCCGCCCCCUGAGCCUGAGUGACCUGCGCAGGGCCCUGCAGGGCAGCGGGGUCCAUGAAGGCCUGAGUUUCUCCGGGGGGGUGGUGGAUCUGGCGGAGGGAGACGCUCUUCGGCUGAUCCCCACCGCAGUGAGGCUGCUCACUGAGAGGGCCUCUCACGGGGACUGGAUCCUCCGCAGCAGCUGGCUCUCACACCUGGGGAAGAGCUACAAGCAGGCCCCCGACCCAGCUCUGGUGCAGGUGGAGGCAGGGAACCGGGCCCUGAAGGCGGUGUUCGGGGGCAAACUGGCUGCCAAGGGCAAGUCCCUGACUCAGCUGCUGCAGCCCCACAGCACAGAUGAAUACAGGAUUCUUGUGGACAUGCGAUGGAACAAGCAGUACCUGGACAUUUUAGCCAACAAGUGCAACUUUGAGGACGAGGAACGAUACACAGAGUUCCUUGAGGCCCUGAACGCAGUCGCCAACAGGAUUGUUCUGAUGACAGACAGAGAAGAGAGGUCGGUCAUCUGCACCUGUGCCAUCAACCUGUCGUCUCAGAGCUCCGCCCUGAGGAUCGCCACAGCCUUCAGUAAAGGCACUGUGGACAUCGGUCACCUGCCCCACCCAGUGCUCAUGCACCUGCGCACCUUCUUCGACCUGUGGGACUCCUUCACCCUGCAGGCGGUGCAGAGCGGACAGCCCUACAUCUCAGACCACAUCAUGUUCGAGAUCCUGCAGCUGCUGCAGUGGCUGGACCGUUUCUGGGACGCGUGCAGCACGCUGCCGGCCGACUCUCAGGGCAUCUCGGUGCUGUCUCUUCACUGGCAGUGGGUGCAGAAACACCUGAUCCUCCGCCUGCCCCACCUGCUGCUGGGAGACGCCGACACCCUGCCAGAAUGUCAGCAGGAGCUCCAGGCCGUGUCAGCAGCCAUCCAGACGGUCCUCUCCACCCCGCUGUCUGUGGCCACGGCUCUGAAGGGCGUGCAGAAAACUUUAGGAAAACCUCUGCCAUUCAAGCUGGAGUCGGUGGCAGAGUGUGCGUCCCGGCUCAGGUUCCUGAGUAAAGCCCUGGAUGUGAGCGACCUGAGGCUGGACGACAGCAUCGCGCCCUGGAGGCAGGAGCUGGUCCGAUUGCACGGCGCCGGGCUGGGGCUGGACCUCAAGGAGAGUCUGCUGGAGGCCUGUGGGCUGGUGCUGCUGGCCAACAACCAGCUGGACCCACACAAGUCUGGAGUGUUGGAAAGGUUGGUGUCGAGUGUGGAGCAGCAGCAGCGUCACAUGACCUCCAAAGGGCUGCUGGAGGUGUGCUCCCUGCCUGAGGGGGAGGAGCCUGAGGAGGGGGUGCACCUGGCCAGGGAAGAGCUGCAGCAGCUGAGCCGCAGGGCCCAGCUGUGGCCCCUGAUGGAGGGACUGGCGAUCCUCAACCAGCUGCGCCUCAGCACCGACCUGCUGCACCUGGCUCUGGCUCCUGGUGACCAGGAGGCGGAGGCCAGCCUACGCAGAGAGCUCUCCAGACAUCUGCGCUACUGCCUGCAAUCCACCCCCAUGAACGUGAGCCAGCUGCAGCCUCUGUGGUUCCUGCUCAGCAGCGACAGGCCGGCUGAAGAGCUGCAGUUUGUUUGGUGUGAGCUGCUGUCAGAGGCUCUGGGCGCUCUGUGGACCAGCAGUGUGACCUCUGACCCAGACCUCUGGCUGAAAUGGGACCCACUGAGCCCCAAGACCAAGACAGCUCCAAAGCUGCAGCACGGAGCAAAGAACAUGGGACCAGCCUUGCUGAGUAAAGCUGUGUGGUCCUAUUGCAUGCUGGGAGUUCUCUGCAGCAGUGAGACUGGAGGUGCAUGGGAACCGUCAGGAGCAGCCCUCCUCUCCCUGUCCCAUGUCACCCUGGGGGAGUGGAAGGAGAGGAUCCAGCAGCUGCAGGACGUGUCUGCUGUGCUGUGGGACAACAUGGCCAUCCCUGCUCUGGCUGAGUUCAGGGGCACAGACUUCCGUCUCCAGGGGGCUGUUCUGCGCCGCCAGCUGCAGAGCAUGGCGGACCUGCUGCCCCCCAGCCUGCAGGAGGGCUUCAUGGAGAGCUGCGAGAGCCUGGUGGAGGACUUGGACCCUCUGAUAGCAGCCCAGGAGAUCCAGACCGUCUUCAGGGACUUCCUGCCCCCCAACGUGCUCCCUGACGGCCUGCUGGAGGCCUGCAGCGCCUGCCUUCAGCAGUACGUCCAGAGCAAGGUCCAAGGCUCCAACCAGCCCGCCCAGUCCGGAGUGUUCUGGGUCAACAUGGGCCUGCUGCAGAUCAAAGCCUGGACCCCACAGACCAUCUUUGACCCGGCUGUGAAGAGGGCCUACAAACUCAACUACGCCCAGCAGGAGCUGGCUGUGCUGCAGGAGGAGUGGAGGGGCCGCAGCCUGUCCUCUCAGCUGAUGACCGGAGCGGAGCUGGGGGAGAGCAGCACUACUGACGGCUUCCAGCACCCUCGCAUCAGGUACCUGUGGAUCCGAAUGCAGCAGGUGAAGGAGCAGAUCGCGGAGCUCUCCAGGAAGCAGGCCUGCCGCCCUCAUGACCCGCAGUACGGCCGCCUCUUCCAAGAGCUGCAGCACUACCUCUGCAGCAUCGGCCAGACGUCAGCCGUGAAGGAGCUGCUGUCCCGUCUGCUGAAGGCUCUGCAGGGCCCCCCCUCCUCCUCCAAGUCCAGGUCAGCCAUCCAGGGCCUGCUGAAGGAGGAGGCUGUGUGGCAGAACUCCCAGCAGCGCUUCUGCCAGAGGCUGCAGGAGGAUUACCCCCUGUACCCCGACGUGGUGGCGCCGCUGCGGACCGGCAUCCUGCAGCUCCGUCACGGGAUGAAGCUGGUGGCCUCCCAGGUGGCCGCCUCGCUCACGCCUGUUCCCGGUCUGCCUAAGCUGGUGUCCUGCCUGCUGGCCUUCCCCUCCCUGUCCCCCAGCCUGCCCUCCUACCUGGCCCGGGCCGACUUCCUCUGCUCCAGAUCCUGCAUGGACAUCCUGCGCUGCGUGGGGAAACUCCUCCCGCAGCAGGACUCUGAGCAGGUGGUGCCCCGGUCCUCCACGCUGCUUCUGAAUGCUCUGCUGUACGUGCAGUGCCACACCCUGUCCACCGGGGAGUUCAGCUCCGAGUCCCGCAGCCUCUUCAGACACAUCUGUCAGGCUCUGGUGAACGAGUGGGACGAACAGGAGAGACUAAAGAGGGAGAAGGAGCAGAUGGAGGCCAGUCUGUAUCGUAACCGCAGCCGACUGCACGGAUCAGGACUGACUGAGGACGAGCAGGAGGAGAGAGACUUCAAACAGCAGUUCCCUCAGUUCAACAAGGACUUUGCAGACAUCAUGGCCCUGCCGAGUCUGGAGGGUCCAUCAGACUCAGAGCGUCAGGAGGAGGAGGAGGGAGUCCAGGAGGAGUCCAGUGAGGGCAGCUUCCUGUCUGUGGCUGCCAUGAACACAGUGCUGAAGAUCCAUCAGCGCCUCUCUCUGGGACACGCCCGAUCACUGUGGUACAAGGGCACAACACCAGCCAAUCACAGCAGAGAACACAUCAUAGCCUUGGUCUCCUCCUACCAGAUUGCUUCCCCUAUGAUGUCCCGCUUCUAUCAUCUGAUUGAUGCUGAGAUCGACCAGCAGCUCACAGGCAGUGAGCUGCUGCUGUCUGCCCUCCUGCAGAACACAGUGCAGGGCUCCGGGGGCCCCGAUGGCCUGUCAGUCACCUCAGAGGGAGCCUACGACUUCUACCAGCAGCCCAACAUGAGCGAGGCCCGUCUGUGUCUCCCUGUCCUGCUGCAGCUGGGUGUGGCGGUGAAGCAGAGGCUGGAGGACUGGCCCGAGCACCCCGCUCUCGUACAGCUGUCGGUGGUGAUAGAGAGGAUCCAGACCUUCACUCUGGCCAGCCCAUUGGCCAAGUUCCUCAACGGUCUGGAGAUCCUGCUCAGUAAAGCUCAGGACUGGGAGAAUAACGCCAGCCGCUCAGUCUCUCUGCGUAAGGAACUAGAAGCAGUCACCCAGCUCAUCAUCCAGUGGCGCAAACUGGAGCUCAGUUUCUGGUCGAGCAGUCUGGACAACGCUUUGAAGCGGCACACUGAGAGAUCCACCAAACACUGGUUCUCCAUCUACCAGCUGGUAGAGAGGUACCUGGAGGAGCAGAAGCAGGAUGCUGAGAAAGGUGAGGAGGAGGUGGAGCGCCUCUCCCUGUCCUCGGUGUGCUCUACCCUCCAGGCCUUCAUGGAGGGCUCCACCCUGGGACAGUUCCACACCCGCCUGGACACGCUGCUCAGCUUCCACUGCCACCUACUGCUGCUGGACCCCCAGCAGCAGGGACAAGAGCCAUUGUCCAGUCUACUGUGGAACCUGCACAAAUACUACAGCCAGUUCUCUGACGGCAUCCAGACCAAGAUCACUUCACUCAGGCAGCCCAUCGAGAAGGAGCUCAAGGACUUUGUCAAGAUCUCCAAAUGGAACGAUGUCAGUUUCUGGUCCAUCAAGCAGUCAGUGGACAAGACGCAUCGGACUCUCUUCAAGUUUGUGAAGAAGUUCGAGGCGGCUCUGAGUGGGCCGAGUGCCCCCUCUCUGGUGGAGGAGGGGAGCAGCGCCAGCCUGGACUGUGUGGAUGCUAACCCAGAGGAGACCCCCCUCCAUCGGGUCCACAAGGCUCUGAAGAACACCCUGCCUGGGAAGGGCCGAGAUCUGCAGCUUGAGGGCCCAGAAGAAGGUGUGGAGGCCUCCUCUCUGCAGGGCCGCCUGCCGGCUCUGACUCGGAAGAUGAAGAAGCUGUGCGUCCAUCUGCAGAAGAAGAACCCGGCGCCGGAGCUGGCUGAAGACCUGGACUGCUUCACUGGUGAGGUGAUCAGCAACCUGCGGGACCUGCAGAACCUGACCGUGGACAUGACGGCAGAGAAGGAGAAGCAGAAGUCUGAAGUGAAGCACAUCCUGCAGCAGAAGCAGAGAGCUCUGUCUGAACUGUUCAAGAUGCUCGCAGGAAUAGGUCUGUCGUACCGUAAAGGCCUGCUGUGGAACCGGACCGCCGACCCAGAGAGGAACCUGUGUAUGCAGCCGCUGGAGAUGACCACCGCUCUGUCUGCUGUCAGGAACCAGGAGCAGGCUGAGAGCAUGUUGUUCACAGAGCUGCUGGCAGCCUGGGAUGGAUGUCAGAAGUACUUCUACCGCUCCUGGGCGAGGAGGAGCGCCAUGCUGACGGCUCUGCAAAACGCUGCCAAGGAGCUGGGUGUGGGGAACAUCGACCGCUGCAGAGGCUUCUCCUCUCACCUCUUCAAGCUGCUCCUCCAGCAGAGGCAGCGCCUGGCCGGGCUGACGGAGCAGUGGCUCCACCUCAGGAGGCUGACAGACAGUGUUCAGGGCCUUAAGGCCGACCUGCAGGGCCACAGUGAGGCCCCCGGCUGCACCCUGCCCCCCCAGGCCUCCCUCAGAGAGUGGGUGGGCCGGGGCCAGGCGCUGGCCGCUCAGUGCUCCACCCUCCUACAGCAGCUGGCCUGGCUGCUGCAGUGCUGCCCCGAGGACCUCCAGCAGAAGGAGGAGGGGGGGGGCGGUAGGCAGCUCACCCUGAGGUGCCCCUCCCCACUGGCCACUCAGCGCCAACCCCCCGGCUGUCUGCUGCGGAGAGGAGACCCCGCCUGGAGCCAGCUGAACCAGAGCAUGAACCUGAUGCUGAAGCAGACUCAGGCCCUGAAGGUGGAGCUGGACGGGGUCGCUCAGCAGACCUCUGAGAGACAGCUGCACUCACGGGAACACUUUCUCACAUGCUGCUCAGCCUUCGAUCAGCUUGCAGAGGUGGCGGCUCAGAUGCCCAGUGUGGAGCAGCUGUUCACCCCCACCCUGGGUGUGGGGGGUGCAGACAGCCAGCCCACCAUCACCCAGAGCCUGCAGUACGUCAGAGGACAGGUGGAGGCCAACAUCAGUGAGUUCACCACCUGGAAGACCCAGCUGCUGUCUCUGGGACCCCAGCCCUCAGAUCACCAGACGGCUUUCUGUACGGAGUUCUCUGCUGAGCUGGAGACUCACAUCAACACAGUGCUGUGUGCUGUCCAGGCGCUGGUGAAGAGGAGGGAGAGAGAGCAGCCUGGAGACGUGAAGACAGAGGGUGCUGAGGAGGAGGAGAAAGGGGAUGAAAAGCCCGUGGAGGACCUGCUGAAGCCGGGUCACCUGACUGUGCUGCUGGAGGGGGAGCUGGAGGCCGAGGUGGGGGCUCUGAGUCUGGGAGAGGUCAGCGCAGGGCUGGAGAGGCUGCUGGACCUCCUGAAGACCCACAGAGACUCCUGCCAGCCCCUGCAGCUCCAGGAGGUGGACAGAGCGGUCAGGAUGCUGGUGCAGCUGGAGCCGCUGCUGGGGGUGUACUCGGACACGGUGCGCUCCUACAUGGCUGUGUGUCUGGGGGCUCACAGGAGCACCGGCAAGCUGCUGUCAGUGCUGGCCAACAUCUUCAGCGAGCUCGCUCAGAAGGGUUUCUGCCUGCCUCAGGAGCUGAUGGCUGGUGGAGAUGGAGAAGGAGCCACGGAGUUCCACGAGAAUGAGGGCGGAGGAAUAGGAGAGGGAGAGGGCUCCAAAGACGUCAGCGACAAGAUCGAGAAUGAGGAUCAGGUGGAGGACACUCUGCAGGAGGGUCAGGAGAAGGAGGAGGAGCAGGAUAAAGGGAAUAUCAAGGCGGAGGACAACGCCAUCGAGAUGUCAGAUGACUUUGAUGGCCAGAUGCAUGAUGGGGAUGAGAAUGAAGCAGGUGAAGAUGAGGACUCGGGGAAAGAGGAGGACCAGGAUCUGGAUAAGAAGAUGGGUGACCUGGGGGAAGGACAGACAGACACUCUGGAUGAGAGGAUGUGGGGGGAUGAUGAUGAUGAUGAGGAGGAGGAGGAAGGAAGUGACAAGGAGGAAGAGUCCGGCCAGGGCAUGGAUGAGGGAGAAUCUGAGAUGGUUGCUAACGACGACAACUUGGAUGCUGCAGACCCCAACAAAGACAAGAAGAAGCAGGACAAAGAUGAGCAGAUGGACGUGGAGGAGAAAGAAAAGAUCAAUGAACAAGGAGAUGAGCGUGAGUUUGAUGAGAAUGAAGUGGACCCCUACCACGGUCAGCAGGACAAGAGGCCGGACCCCGAGGCCAUGGAUCUGCCUGAGGACCUGAACCUGGACCAGGAUGAAGAGGCUGGAGGCGAGGGAGAGGAGGGAGAGGGCGAGGGGGAGGAAGAGAAUCCGUUUGACAUUGAUGAGAAGUCAACGGCCCUGGAUGAGAAGGAGGAGGACGGACAGAAAGAGGGAGAGGAGGAAGGAGCUGAAAAGAUGGAGGAGGAGCAGACAGAGCUGCCAGGAGAGGAAAAGGGUCAGGAGCCCAAGACUGAAGAGGAGGAGCAGGAGGGGGGAGGAGGAGAGAAGGCUGAGGGAGACGAAGAGUCUGCUGAGAAAAAUGAAGAAGAAGAGGAGAAGGGGAAAGGAGAGGAGGCAGGAAGAGACGAAGAUCUGAGUGUUCCAAAUGACGAAGGACAAAAACCAAAGGAGGAGGAGGAAGGAGCAGGGGAGGAUGAGGAGCAGCCGGAGUCAGCGGAGAGGAAGGAGCACAACACGGAGGGUCAGACCGGAGAGCAGAACGUCCAGAGCGACACGGCCGUGGAGCUGGGGGGGGAGGCCUCCGAGAGAGAGCAGGCCAAAGAGGAGCACGGGACUGGUUCUGCUGAUGCCAGCCAAUCAGAGGGCCACCAGUCCAAGCUGACAGCCAGGAUGGCCUCACAGAAACAGACCCAGAACAAGACCCAGAGCUUCAAGAGGAAACCCGGUCAGGCGGACAACGAGCGCUCGACGGGCGACUACAACGAGCGAAUCAACAAGCGGCUGCGCACGGUGGAGAGCAGCAAGGAGCGCAGCGAGGAGAGGAAGCAGAGCGACGCCCAGCAGGAGUCAGACCUGUACGAGCACAUCCAGCAGGGGGAGAGCGCCUACGACACGCAGACAUAUGAUGUUGCCAGUGCAGACCAGCAGAAAGCAGCAGGCCCUCAUAAGGACCAGGACGAAGAUCAGAACGAUGAGGAUGUUGCCAUGGAAACAGAUAAGCAGGAAGAGGAUCUCCAGGCUGCUGAGGUCCAGGAGCUGAAGCCCGAGCAGCUGGACUCCACCAAGGCCUCCCAGAAAGGUGCAGACAGUGGGGAGAUGGAGGUGCAGAAGCAGGGAGAGGAGGAUGAUGAAGAGAGACAGAAGGACCGACAGAAACCCAGAGAAGAAGAGCGGGUAGACAGACGGACUGAAUCCACGAUUCACACGGUGCCCGAGCUGCUGAUGGACACCAUGCAGAAGGAAGAAAGGGACCCGGAGGAGAUGAGGAGGGAGAUGGAGCUGCAGCUGGAGGCCUGGCACCAGCUGGCUCCAGGCACUCAGGAGGAGGAGAGUGCAGCAGCCUCCAUGUGGCACCAGUACCAGACCCUGACCUCGGCUCUGUCCCAGCAGCUGUGUGAGCAGCUGCGCCUCAUCCUGGAGCCCACGAAGGCCGCCAAACUCAAGGGGGACUACCGCACAGGGAAGCGUCUGAACAUGAGGAAGGUGAUCCCCUACAUCGCCAGUCAGUUCCGGAAAGACAAGAUCUGGCUGCGGAGGACGAAGCCCAGCAAGAGGGAGUACCAGAUCUGCCUGGCCGUGGACGACUCCUCCAGCAUGGUGGACAACCACUCCAAACAGCUGGCGUUUGAAUCCCUGUCAGUGAUCACCAACGCUCUCACUCUGCUGGAGGCGGGACAGGUGUCUGUGUGCAGUUUUGGCGAGCAGGUGCAGCUGCUCCACCCGUUCCAGCAGCAGUUCAACGACCAGUCCGGAGCCCGCAUCCUGCGCCUCUGCCAGUUCCAGCAGAAGAAGACCCGGAUAGCACAGUUCUUGGACACCUCAACACAAAUGUUCCUAGCAGCACGACAGCAGGUUCCUGGGUCUGUAAGCUCAGAGACGGCCCAGCUGCUGGUGAUCGUGUCCGACGGCCGGGGGCUGUUCCUGGAGGGGAAGGAGCGGGUGAUGGCGGCGGUGCGGGCGGCUCGCAGCGCUAACGUGUUCAUCAUCUUCGUGGUGCUCGACAACCCCAACUCACGGGACUCCAUCCUGGACAUCAAGGUGCCCAUCUUCGGAGGGCCGGGCGAACUGCCGGAGAUCCGCUCCUACAUGGAGGAGUUCCCCUUCCCCUUCUACGUCAUCCUGCGAGACGUCAACGCUCUGCCGGAGACCCUCAGCGACGCGCUCAGACAGUGGUUCGAACUGGUCACCGCAGCCGAGCAGUAGACCAAUGAGAAGCCAUCUUUCACAGGACAGGAAGCAACUGCACAACAAAAAACGACUGACUCAAAAAAAAGACUGACGUGCCACUGUACAUGUGCCUUUAUUUUCUUAUUUUGACUGUAGAUCUGAGAAGAGUUUGAUAGCAACCUUUACUGUCGUGUCUUUGUGAUCAGGGCCAUUUCUUUGUAAUGUAAUGAGGAUUACUUUAACUUGCACGUCUGAGAUGAAAAUGUGAUUCCCGUUGGUGUGAAACACUUCAGUGAAGAGUCAGUAAAUACCGCCGUCUCCCUUGUACUAUGGACCUGGACUCGUGUCUGUGUGCAUGUUCUAGUCAGUGUUAUGAAGGUCAUCACAUCAUCAUCAUCAUCAUCAUCAUCAUCAUCUUCAGUGUGAACAGCAACAGAUGGAGAGCUGCUGAUUCCUAACUAUGUAGCAUGUUGGUCAGGAACUGCAUUCAAAGGAAAUGUGCCUUGUAGAGAGGAACGGUAUAGCGUCUGAAUCAGCUGUCGGGUGAUGGAUCAGAGGUGCAGCCCGGUCAGGAUUUGAAUAAAUGAAUCUGUCUACGCUUUGAAGCACCAGGACUGCAAUGAAUGCCCGCUUUAAAGACUCACAUCUGUUGAUCUUCCAUCCAUACUGUGACUCUUGAGGCUCAUCACUAGUAGGUGUUGAUGAAAUGUGCAUAGAAAUGUUUAUCACCUCUGUGCUUCGUACAUGGACUGACAUGUGAGGACACAUUGGUCGUCUUCAAUCACAUCUGUUCUACAAUGACAAUAAAGCGUUUACCAGGUUG